Molecule: messenger RNA, 1551 nt
Organism: Galendromus occidentalis (western predatory mite)
Lineage: Eukaryota; Metazoa; Arthropoda; Arachnida; Mesostigmata; Phytoseiidae
Product: oxysterol-binding protein-related protein 1
Exons: 6
Coding region: 1-1209 (402 amino acids)
Cellular component (GO): cytosol; perinuclear endoplasmic reticulum; plasma membrane
Molecular function (GO): sterol binding
Source: RefSeq, a predicted model, not a curated record
AUGUCGAACAACAACUCCUCGAAAGAUCUCCCGGAAACACCGGGGCGCACCAAAUGGGGUCGUGACCGGCUGCCGCACAAACAGUGCUGCAACUCGUGGUCGUUAUGGGCGAUACUCAAAAAAUGCCUCGGAAAGGAGCUGUACAAAAUCUCGAUGCCGGUGGAGUUCAACGAGCCUCUUAGUUUUCUUCAACGCUUAGUCGAAACCUUCGAGUACGUGAAUCUCCUCGACCAAGCAGCCAACGAGCCGGACCCUGUCCGACGGAUGCAAUUCGUAGCGGCUUUCGCGGUGGCAAGCCUGAGCUCCAAUCUGAACAGGAUGAAGAAACCCUUCAACCCUCUUCUGGGCGAAACCUACGAACUCGACAGGUCAGUUUCUGCUUGUCUUACAGCUCAUGAAGAUGGCUUCCGGAUCAUGGCUGAACAAGUUUCGCAUCAUCCCCCGAUUUCAGCUUUCUACUGUGCCAGUUCCAAAGGCGAAUACGAGGUUGAAGGUUGCUUGAAUCCUCGCUUGAAAUUCUGGGGCAGGAGUGUCGAAAUCAAGCCUGAAGGUUCUAUUCGCGUACGCUUCCCGAAACUGAACAACGAAGAAUACGUGUGGCAGAACGUUGACUGCUGCAUCCACAAUAUUAUUUUGGGCACGCUAUACUUCGAGCAGUACGGCGAUCAAUUCAUAACGUGCAAGGAGACCGAUCUAUUAUGUCGAAUAAACUACAAAAAAGCUAACGGACCAACUGACAUCCAGCUCCAUAGCAUUCUCGGGUAUAUCAUUAAUAAAUCAGGACAGAAAGUGUCGAAGAUCUCCGGAAGGUGGUGUCAUGAGGUGUACACAUCCUCGAUGGCCGACGAAGAGAGCAAACCGGUAUGGCAAGCGACGCCUCGACCUCCUUUUGCCGGCGACUACUAUAACUUCACGACGAUGGCUAUGGCAUUGAAUGAAAAACUUCCCGCCACUUGUUCUGCCAAACUACCGUCGACAGACUCCCGCUUCAGACCGGACAUCCGUCUCCUCGAAGAGGGCGAUCUCGACGGAGCUUCCGCCGAAAAACACCGUUUGGAGGAGAAGCAGCGGGAGGCCAAGAAGAAACAAAGCAAGACUUCGGCCGAGUGGAAACCCUUGUGGUUCGAGAAAGUGACCGAUGUGCACUGGCGCUACACGGGCGGCUAUUGGGAUCGAGCGAGCGAUAAAUGUUCGCUCGAUAUUUUUUAAAUCGUCUGAGAUUUGUCGAGCUAACGAGUCACUCCCGAAUAUCUUAGCUUCGCUUCCUGGACAGCCAUAGCCUCGAAAUGCGCUCCUCUUGAUGUGUCACCUCGAAGGGACAACUUUCCGGGAAUCGAACCGUCCAAAGUCAUGGAGAUCUGAAUGAGCAUUGUCUCGGAUCCACGUUCCGUAGCGGGGAAUAGUUGAACAAUUUUCGUAGAUGAAUCGUGUCCAUCGAUUACUGUAUCAUGGUAGUUUCUAUUGGCGGUUGUCAGGAAGAAUCAGCCAACGUCUGAUUCGAACCAACGAACUUUUCUCAAACAAUGAAAACAGAAGUGCAGCUCCCAGAGA